AUGGCUACGUCGACUUCACCGUCUACUACCUCACAGUAUCUGAGGCAGAGGUUGCGCAAACUAAAGAUAUAUGAAGUUUCAGACCUUAUGCAGCACAUCAAGACGUUCAAAGAAACAAUGGGUGAUUCAGUGAACGUGAAAAUUGUUGACUUAAAUAAGUUAUCAAUCUUGUUGUGUUCUCUUCCCCCUCUGUUGACAGCACUUACGUGUAACAUUGAGAAGGUUGAUGCUUCGUUGCGCUUCCCUCAUGAGCGUUGGCCUGAAGUAAUCUCAGUGAAACCUAGAGCUUUCCUUUACCACAAUUUCUUGAAAAGUGAAGAAUGUGAGCACUUGAUUAGCCUCGUUAAACCUUAUAUGACAAGGUCGCGGGUGCGUGAUUCAAAAAACGGAGGGGGAAUAGAAAGCAGCGUGAGGACGAGCACUUCCAGUGCUAUAAGAAGAGGACAUGACAAGAUCGUGGAAGAGAUUGAAAAAAGGAUUUCAGAAUUCACCUUUCUUCCUGUAGAAAAUGGAGAAAAUCUUCAAGUUAUCCAUUAUGAAGUUGGGCAGAAAUUUGACCCCCACUUUGAUGGAUUGGGAAGAAUUGCUACUUUCCUUAUGUACAUGUCGGACGUUGAGGAAGGAGGCGAAACAGACUUCCCUAAGUCCAGUGGACUAUCUGUUUCGCCAAAGAAGGGAGACGCUCUACUCUUCUGGAACAAGAGGCCUGACGGUUCUCAAGACCCUUCGAGUUUGCAUUGUGGUCGUCCAGUAAUCAAAGGAAACAAGUGGGCAUCAACUAAAUGGUUUCACUCUCAGGAGUUCAAAGCUCCAACAAUAAUACACAUGCCAUAA
Molecule: messenger RNA, 834 nt
Organism: Eruca vesicaria subsp. sativa (arugula)
Lineage: Eukaryota; Viridiplantae; Streptophyta; Magnoliopsida; Brassicales; Brassicaceae
Source: the annotation of a GenBank genome assembly